This is a messenger RNA of Volvox carteri f. nagariensis, 555 nucleotides long. RefSeq lists its product as uncharacterized. The coding region runs from base 1 to 555 and encodes 184 amino acids. The transcript has 2 exons. NCBI's taxonomy places the organism in Eukaryota, Viridiplantae, Chlorophyta, Chlorophyceae, Chlamydomonadales, Volvocaceae. The record is from RefSeq and is a predicted model, not a curated record.
AUGCAUACCAUGAAACAUACAUGCCUGCAUACAUCAUACAUGCAGCUGAAGACGUUACUAACCAUUACAUAUGUGCAUGCCUUGCCAGCAGAUGCUUUGAGAUUCAACUCCUUUGGAGCUGACGAAGAGGAGUUUGAGAAGUACCAGUCUUCACAGUCGCACCUGGAAUACUUGCAGAAGAGCUUAGGGCCUCUAAACAAUGAAGAUGACAAGUUCGUCUUCAUUGUCGAGGGCAAGGACAGUCCUGUGCUCUUAGCUGGCGGUGUGGUCUUUGGCAGUCUUGAAAACAUCGUGCACGACACCGACAAGGUGUCCGUCUUCAUUAUGCACAGGGCGAACAACAGCAAGAAGACCUCCAUGGUAUUGCCCAGUGGUACCAUUAAGGUUGGCAAGGAGCUAAAGAAGCACACGGUCGUAGAGCUUCCAGUGCAGAGCCUACUUGGCAGAUUCAACAAGCAGCAGGUCAAGGAGUGGGCUUUCUCCCAUGGCUGCACAAAUGUUCUAUGGAAUGACUCCAUGGUCCAGUACAAGGGCAAGCUGGCGUUGGUUGCUUAG